This is a messenger RNA of Frieseomelitta varia, 2999 nucleotides long. Its product is annotated as ornithine decarboxylase-like. The transcript is spliced from 9 exons. The coding region runs from base 586 to 1998 and encodes 470 amino acids. Gene Ontology annotation, molecular function: ornithine decarboxylase activity. The record is from RefSeq and is a predicted model, not a curated record. NCBI's taxonomy places the organism in Eukaryota, Metazoa, Arthropoda, Insecta, Hymenoptera, Apidae. Gene Ontology annotation, cellular component: cytoplasm.
UUACGAACCCUUCCGGGAGCUCUUGCUCGGUGGUGUGUCCGUGGGAGGGAAGUUCUGCGGUUUCACCAGGUCCUCCGAGUUUUAACGAAUUAUAAUACAAUUUACGAGUUAAUCGACUACGUGUUGAUGUUCUCUCGUAACUCGUGAGUGGUUACGACUGAACAAACGAAUGUUCUUUCGCGAAUCUUUUAACGGGGACUUGGUUGCGAGAGAAUUCGACAGGCACUGGUCGCAACACGAACGAAGCUUCAACCUUCAUCGAUCGAUUUGACUGAUUUUUGAGAUCCAGUCACCGAAAACUUCCAUCAUUCCGUCAAAAACCGAGUGCCGACCCGCAGGGUGGCGAUCAUUUGAUAAGGGUUCUAUCUGCAAUAGGCUGGUAGGCCAGUCUAUUGGUGGGUGCGUAGAUAACUGCGGCAACUGGAAGUUGGCCCUGAACGCAGAGCCCCCGUGGCUUUGCUAGCACCCCCAUAGUGAUCUUGUCUUAACCCGCCUCCUCACGACUCACCCGAUUCUCAUUGACAGCUGCCUCUUUGCUGCCUAGCACCUACAGAGUAUCUUUAAAAAAUUUACAAAAUAGUCAAUAUGAAGGUAACAAAUUUGGAUGAACGUAUUCAUGUUUUGGACAGUGCGUCAAAUGUUAUGACUGUCAUCAAAGACAUUGCACUGAGUGGAUUGCAAGAAGAAGCUUUUUAUGUGCUUGACAUUGGAGAUAUUGUUCGUAAACAUCAAAUAUGGAAGGAAAAAAUGCCACGUGUCAGUCCCUAUUAUGCUGUAAAAUGUAACGAUAAUUUAAUUGUAAUUGAAGUAUUGGCUGCUCUUGGUAUUGGUUUUGAUUGUGCAUCUAAAUCGGAGAUUAAUAAAGUAUUAAGUGUUGGAGUAGACUCAUCAAGAAUUAUCUUUGCCAAUCCUGCUAAGCCAGCAUCACAUAUUCGUCAUGCUGCUGCUGUUGGAGUUGAUGCUAUGACAGCAGAUAAUGAAAGCGAGUUACAUAAGAUUAAGAAACUUCAUCCAAGUGCCAAGGUUGUUAUUAGAAUUCGUUGCGAUGCAGAAGUUGCACAGUGUCAGUUAGGCAUGAAAUUUGGUUGUGAUCCUAUAUAUGAAGCACCCAAUCUUUUACGUCUUGCACGCGUUUUGGGUCUCAAUGUCAUCGGUAUUAGUUUUCAUGUUGGAUCUGGAUGUAGAGAUCCACCUGUAUUUUAUCGAGCUAUACGUGAAUCUAAAAUAUUAUUUGAUUUAGCAACUGAUCUUGGUUUUAAGCCAUAUCUAUUAGAUAUUGGCGGUGGUUAUCCCGGAGAUAAAGGCACUAGCAUUGAUAAAAUUGCUAACGUCAUUAAUGAGGCACUUGACGAAUUCUUUAGUACUGAUGCUGUUCACAUAAUCGCUGAACCUGGCCGUUUUUAUGUUGCCUCGGCAUUUACACUCGCAACAAGCAUUCAUAGCAAACGUUCAGUACGUGGCGAUGAAAAUUCACCAAAUUCAGUUACGCACAAUAUGUAUUACAUUAAUGAUGGUGUUUAUGGCUCUUUCAAUUGUUUACUUUAUGAUCAUCAACAUGUAACUCCAAUACCUCUAAAGAAAGGUUGUGGAAAGAUGUACCCCUCGAGUAUUUGGGGACCAACUUGUGAUGGUUUGGAUCAAGUCGUAGAAAACAUCAUGUUACAUGAAAUGGAACUUGGUGAUUGGAUAAUUUUUGAAAAUAUGGGAGCAUACACGUUACCGGUUGCUUCUCCAUUUAAUGGAUUCCCUGUACCUAAAGUACACAUUGUCGCUGAUGAAAAUAUUUGGCAUUUGUUGAAAGAUGCUUUACCUUUAACCGAAGACCAUUUUGUUAUUGGCAAUACUCCGGCUAAUUUACGACUUGGUCUGGGUAUCGGUGGAACUGAUACUAAUGCAUGGCGCAAUUCAAACAUUGAACUGACAUCAACUGAAAUUUUAGCUGACGUUACUAAUCCACCAACAGCAUACAUUUAUGAUUACCUUGAAGUUGACCUUUAAAUUAGUGUAGAUUUAUUACAACAAACGUGUUAAAACAACUACUCGACAUUUCUAGCGGAAACUACAUCUUUGUUUCGUAUAGAGAAUAUUAUGGCAUAAUUUGAAACUAGAUUUUUAAGAUUUGAUGACCAUUAUGUUUAUUUUACAUUUAUUUUGGUUAUUUUUGAAGGUAAAAAAAACUUACUUUGCUUUUAUUCCGAGCUUGAAGUUUUUACUAACUUUGGUACCAUUUUUGAAAAUUAUUUAUACUUUUUGCUUUUAUUAAAAAAUUAAGAACGUGCAAAUUAUUUCAGAAUGAUAUAGAGGUGACGUAUACAACUGUUGUCGAAUAAUUAAAGAGUAAAGUGUAAAAAUUAUAAUCAAAUUUUCAAAUUAUUGUUGGAAAAUAUCUUCAGUACUACUAUAGAUAUUAUUAUUCUGCUGCAUGACAUGUUAAAAUAUUUCCGUAGAAAUGUUUACAUACAUAUUUCUAGAAACUGAGCUUUCCUCAUAUUAUAUAAUUAUCUUUCGUAAUUAAAGAAAUAUUUAUUGAUGUUCUUCAUAAGUACGAUUUGCACGUUUAACAUAGAAAAAUGUUUGAAAUCUUUUUUAUAUACGUAUAAAUCGUAUUAAUAUGAGUUAGUAGAAAAUUCAGCUAGCAAAAAUGGUAAUUUUCGCAACAAUUUUAUGAACGAUUUGACGUCCAUAUUUAAUGGUAAGCGAUUUGUGUGGUUUUUUAAUAUUAAACACAAAUAUUACAUAACAUAUAAGGAAAGAACAAAAUUAUUAGUAGUUUUGCGUAAGAGCUUAAAUGUUGAGACAUUUCUAUAUAUAUCUAAACUAUUAAAGUAAUCAUUGUUAUUAAUACAUGAUUAACAAAAGAUAAAAAAAAUAUAAAAAAAAAAAUGAGGGAAAUGUAAUCGAUAGCAUUGAAGAUGACGUACAUGUCCAACAUAUGUGUAAUGAUAGAAGCACAAAAUGUUUCACUAUCUUUCUCGAAUUAAUUUUUUUUAUUUCAAAAG